Messenger RNA from Ipomoea triloba (trilobed morning glory), 2263 nucleotides. RefSeq lists its product as uncharacterized. The record is from RefSeq and is a predicted model, not a curated record. Gene Ontology annotation, molecular function: nucleic acid binding. The transcript has 5 exons. Bases 223 to 1635 code for a protein of 470 amino acids. Lineage: Eukaryota; Viridiplantae; Streptophyta; Magnoliopsida; Solanales; Convolvulaceae.
CAAUCCACAAACCCCAUUUUCUAUCUACUUCUCGAAACCCUAAUCGAUCUCUCCCUCCCUCUCUCUCUCUAAGCUUACGCUUUCUCUAUUUCUUCCUACGAAACUAUGCGAUUUUCUCAAAUCUACGUCGAAUUCCAGCUCGCUUUGGUGAGCGUCCGCUGGGGGUUUUCUUAGUGGAUCAAUUUUCAUAUUUUUUCUUUUCGGAGGUGAAACUUGAAGAGCAUGGAGGGGUCCGUCUCUGCGGCGGAGGAUCUCGGAGCUCCGCCGGAGUCGUGGGAGGUGGCUGACCUCGACGCCAGCGUGCGCCGCCUGAUGCUUUCUUCUUCCAACGACUCUAGUGCUCAAUGUGACCUCGCCGAUUCUUCUUCUGCUUCAGCUCCGAAUUCGGAGUCUGCGUCGAGUAGCUCAGCCCUUGCUUCGGUUGUUCCCGAAGAUGUCGUCAAUUCCGUUGAUCAGUUUCUCCGGGAGGCUUUGCAAAACCCUCGGGAGCGCCUUUCUGUUCUAAGAAUGGAGCAGGAUGUUGAAAAGUUCAUUAAGGAUCCAACUCAGCAACAGAUGGAGUUCCAACAGCUUCCUACCUCGUACUUGCGAUUGGCAGCUCAUCGUGUAGCACAGCACUACUCACUGCAGUCAACGGUCUUAGUAGACAGUGGUGUGCCAGAUGGUUCUGCUUCAAGAAUUAUUGUACGCAAAACUUCUGAAUGUCGGUUGCCUUCAAUUCGGCUGGCUGAUAUUCCAGUAACUUUUCCCCAGGAUGACGCAGGUGCUAUCAAGGUUGCUAUUAAACAGAGACCACAGAAAAAUUCUCAGGCUGCUGGCAGUUCUGGUUCACAUUCUCAAAAGAAUAGGACUCCAAAAAGUGUGGAGGAAAGAAAGGAGGAGUACAACCGGGCUCGAGCACGGAUUUUUAACUCUAAUAAUUUAGGCAGGGAUGCUAAUGAAAAACCAGAAAAUGAAACAAGAAGGCUGGACACUUUCCAGCAUAUUUCAUUAGGAAUGUCAGGGAUAGAAGACAAAACCAAUUUGACAGGGGGUUCUGAUGUGAAUAUUGGCAGGGGUUCCCUUGAUUUAUCACUUGGUAGCGGUAGGUCAGUUAGAGGUAGAUCUGACAAGGAGCCUAUCAGUAGAACCAAAACUGGUAAUAGGGUGGCCAUAUUCAGGGAUCGGGAAAUUGAUCUCAAGGAUCCUGAUUACGACAGGAGUUAUGACAGAUAUAUUCAGAGAUUCGAUCCUGGAUUUGGGUUUUCUGGAGGACCAUAUGGUAUUCAACCCAUGUAUGCCCCUGCUGUGAACUACAACACCGAGUUUCCACAACUUGGAUCUGCACAUCGACCUGUUAUCUCCACUGAGCACCCAUCUCACCAACUUCCCCAACACUUACCUGGGCCAUGGGCUACUCCAUCAACUCCUGGCAUUGGUUAUGUUCCAACGGAGACCAUGAUUCCUCCAUUUGGUCCCAAUCAUGUUGUCAUGCAUUCAAACUCUGCUUUAUACUUGCACUCAGCUCAGUAUCCACGUCAGCACCCUGGAAUGCCCUUCAUCCAUCAUCAUGAACAAGUUCAAGGUCACCCAUCCUUUUCACAGUCUCAUCAGCAGCUUCUGGAGCGAAGUUUUGGAUUGGCCCGGCCCCAAUAAGGGGCGUAGGCCAUGCCUGCAUCCUGCCAUAUUUCAAGGGAGCUGGACGUGCUGCACUUUUAUUGCAAAUGGCAGGAUGUAGGCAUAUGCAGCCGAGGGCUUGUUGGAGUGCAUACGCAAACUUGGCAACUAUUCUCUUCUAUACACUCUUCAUGGACCUUGGCUUUAUUGAGCUCCUGAGUUUGAGGAAGCUCUUCCUGAGAGUUCCAUUGUUAAUGAUACUCCUGGAGCCCUGAUUGCAAUCAAUAGAGAUGAUGGUGACAAUUGAAGGAACAAGAAGUUAGAGCUGUAAAGGCAGGCCUGUUCUUUGUUGGUUGAUGUACCUCUGACAUGAUGCCUUCAGUUGAUAAUGCUCCUCCACCAAAGUAAAGCAUGGAAGAAAUAUGCAGUUUGCUGAGGGACAUGUCAAAAAGCAGCAGGUAGAGAGGUAGAGCUGUGAUAGCUGUAGGGCUAUGAUAGUAGGAAACUCUGGUUCCCUAAUGAUUUCUCUGUACAUGAAAUUGAACACAUCGAAAUAUUCAUCUAUCAUAUGCGUCCUCCAACUCCUGUUAUCACCAACUGCAUUUUUUUGCCCCAUACUUGUACUCUUUUAGUCGAUUGUCUGCAAUGCUGUCUUUAUUUGCGUCUU